AAACUACUUUGUCCCAUCGAAAUGGAUUUAUUAUAAGAAUCAGAGCUUGUGAAGGGCUCUCAGAUGGAUCAUUUCUAGCUGGAAUACCUUCUCCUUUGAGACUCUUCACACCACUCCAUUUCUGUGACUUUCAUCCUGUCGUCCUAGAAGACGUGUUGCGUUUCCCCGGAGGACUGCGUUCACUUGUUACCACAGCAAUCCAUGGCAUCCUGUUCCUGACAAGGUCCGCUUCAUUCUGGGGUGCUAUAGGCAGCAGAAGGCAUCUCCAUGAGGAGCGGUAGAAGAUGCCGGAACUGCCAGCGCUCCUGCUGUCGAUUUACUUCCGCUUCCUGUUAGUCACUGUGGUUACCAUGCCGCCUUCUUCCCUGAGCCAGACCCCUGUUCUGUCAUCCGUACGGAUGGCGGCAAUUUUGGAUGACAGCUCUGUCUGUGGGCGUGGGGAGCGGUUAGCUUUAGCGUUAGCACGCGAGAACAUCAACAGUGUGAUGGAGGGCCCAGCUCGUGCUCGUGUGGAGGUCGACAUAUUUGACCUCCAGAAAGACUCUCAGUAUGAGACCACAGAUACUAUGUGCCAGAUUCUGACAAAGGGCGUGGUAUCUGUGAUUGGCCCCGCCUCCAGCCCUGCCGCUGGCUGCAUAGUCAGUCACAUCUGUGGGGAAAAGGAGAUUCCGCAUGUCAAAAUCGGUCCGGAAGAGACUCCACGGCUUCCUUACCUGCGCUUUGCAUCUGUGACUCUGUAUCCUAGCAACGAGGAUGUGAGCCUUGCCAUCGGAGCCAUCCUACGCUCCUUCAGCUACCCAUCGGCUAGUCUGAUCUGCGCUAAGGCCGAAUGUCUGCUGAGACUAGAGGAGCUGAUAAGGCGGUUUCUGAUCUCUCGGGAGACACUGUCAAUCAGGAUGCUGGAUGACAACCUUGACCCCACGCCUUUGCUGAAGGAGAUUCGUGAUGACAAAAUAGCUACGAUAAUUAUUGAUGCUAAUGCAUCUAUAUCUUACCUUAUACUGAAAAAGGCGUCAGAGUUGGGAAUGACAUCAGCGUUUUACAAGUACAUCCUCACAACUAUGGACUUCCCGUUGCUGUGGUUGGAUGAUAUAGUGGAUGAGCAGUCAAACAUCGUGGGCUUCUCAAUGUUUAACACCACCCACCCAUUUUACCUGGAGUUUAUCAGGAGCCUUAACCUGUCCUGGAGAGAGGGCUGCGACAUUAACCCUUACCCUGGACCAGCGCUGUCGUCGGCGCUGCUGUUUGAUGCGGUUCAUGUGGUGGUGAGUGCAGUGCAGGAACUCAACCGGAGUCAGGAGAUUGGUGUCAAACCUCUCAGCUGCACCUCCCCUCAGAUCUGGCAACACGGAACCAGCCUCAUGAACUACCUGCGUAUGGUGGAGUAUGAUGGUUUGACAGGUCGAGUUGAGUUCAACAGUAAAGGCCAGAGGACCAAUUACUCCCUCCACAUCCUGGAGAAGCACAGGGGAGGCCACAAAGAGAUUGGGAUCUGGUUCUCUAACAACACUCUGCUGAUGAACUCCACCAGUCUGGAUAUCAACGUGUCUGAAACUCUGGCUAACAAGAGACUUAUCAUCACCACUAUACUGGAGAACCCAUAUGUGAUGAGGAAGGUGAAUUACCAGGAGUUUGAGGGGAAUGAGCAGUACGAGGGUUUCUGUGUGGACAUGUUGAGAGAGCUGGCUGAUACGCUCAAGUUCACCUUCCGCAUCAAACUGGUGGACGAUGGCCUGUAUGGAGCACCUGAACCCAACGGCUCAUGGACAGGCAUGGUGGGAGAGCUGAUCAACAGGAAAGCUGAUUUGGCUGUAGCAGCUUUUACCAUCACAUCUGAGAGAGAGAAGGUCAUUGACUUCUCGAAACCCUUCAUGACCCUGGGCAUCAGUAUUCUCUACAGGGUCCAUAUAGGCAGGAAGCCAGGUUAUUUCUCCUUCCUGGAUCCUUUCUCACCGGCUGUUUGGCUCUUUAUGCUGCUGGCUUACCUCGCUGUCAGCUGUGUGCUCUUUCUUUCUGCUAGGUUGAGUCCGUAUGAAUGGUAUAACCCUCACCCGUGUCUGCACGAGCGCAGAGACCUGCUGGAGAAUCAGUACACUCUAGGAAACAGCCUGUGGUUUCCUGUGGGGGGCUUCAUGCAGCAGGGGUCAGAGAUCAUGCCCCGGGCCCUCUCCACACGCUGUGUCAGUGGGGUCUGGUGGGCAUUCACUCUCAUAAUAAUCUCUUCAUACACAGCGAAUCUGGCUGCGUUUCUGACAGUGCAGAGAAUGGAAGUGCCAAUCGAAUCCCCAGAUGACCUGGCCGAUCAAACCAAUAUCCAGUACGGCACAAUUCAUGGAGGAAGCACCAUGACUUUUUUUAUGAACUCUCGUUAUCAAACGUAUCAGCGGAUGUGGAACUACAUGUAUUCAAAGCAGCCCAGUGUCUUCGUGAAGAGCACAGAGGAGGGCAUUGCACGAGUCUUGAACUCUAGAUACGCCUUCCUGCUUGAGAGCACCAUGAAUGAGUACCACCGCAGCCUCAACUGUAACCUCACCCAGAUCGGAGGCCUGCUGGACACCAAGGGUUAUGGAAUCGGCAUGCCUCUCGGUUCUCCCUUCAGAGAUGAGAUCAGUCUGGCAGUGCUGCAGUUGCAGGAGAAUAACAGGUUGGAGAUCCUGAAGAGAAGAUGGUGGGAGGGAGGGCAGUGUCCCAAAGAGGAAGACCACCGCGCCAAAGGUCUUGGGAUGGAGAACAUUGGCGGUAUAUUUGUGGUGUUAAUCUGUGGCCUGAUUAUUGCUGUGUUUGUGGCUGUGAUGGAGUUUGUGUGGUCCACACACCAAUCAGCUGAAACAGACGAGGUACGGCCUCUCUCCUGCGACCGCCAAUAUCACAGUCACUCUAAAGUGUCUGUAUGUCAGGAGAUGCUGACAGAGUUCCGUAAUGCAAUUUCCUGCAAGAAAAGUUCUCGUCUUCGCCGCCGCCGACCCCUGUCCAGCUCUCUGGCCCUUCGACACCCCACUCGCAUCACUUUAGGGGCCCCACAGCCCCUGCGCCUUGUCCGAGAGAUGCGCCUUAGCAACGGAAAGCUCUACAGCGGUACUGGACCCCUGACAGGAAGUUCAGGGAAAGGAGGAGGCCCCUCAGACAUGGGCCCCGGCCCCCAGCGACUUCUGGAGGACCCGUUAGGUGCCAACAGCACCCCCACAGUGGCCCUGGGUCCACCUGCAGUGACAGUGCCUCUGCCGCGGGGCUGCACUCAUGUGCGCAUUUGCCAGGAGUGCCGGCGUAUCCAGAGUCUACGCACAACAUCUUGCACACGUAUCCCUCCCUCCUCAGCCCCUCUGCCUCUCCUGGCCCCACCCCCUCCACUCUCAUCCUCCAAUACAGACAGUGAAGGCGGUGGUGGGCUGAGCCCGUGCCGGAUAGGCCACUCCCCGCCAGCAACUUUACCACCACCUCAGUCUAGCAACAACACAGACAUAACUGGAGAGCAGGAAUGAAAACAGAGAGACUGACAAAAGGGGAAGACAGAAGUGUGACACAUUUUUGCAAUAUUUGCCCCUUUUUGUUCAAAAUCACAGACAAAUGCCCUUUCCAUCUUUUAUUAGGUACGAGAGAAUUAUGCUUUUUUUUGAAUAGACGUGUCAAUGAUCGAUGAUUCUUAUGUUCUACUGAACAAUGUACUAUAACAUUGCCUGUGUCUGAAGCAACCUUGAA
Molecule: messenger RNA, 3696 nt
Organism: Carassius carassius (crucian carp)
Lineage: Eukaryota; Metazoa; Chordata; Actinopteri; Cypriniformes; Cyprinidae
Product: glutamate receptor ionotropic, kainate 5-like
Exons: 20
Coding region: 285-3479 (1064 amino acids)
Biological process (GO): synaptic transmission, glutamatergic; monoatomic ion transport; modulation of chemical synaptic transmission
Cellular component (GO): kainate selective glutamate receptor complex; plasma membrane; postsynaptic membrane
Molecular function (GO): kainate selective glutamate receptor activity; transmitter-gated monoatomic ion channel activity involved in regulation of postsynaptic membrane potential
Source: RefSeq, a predicted model, not a curated record